This is a messenger RNA of Dentiscutata heterogama, 231 nucleotides long. The record is from the annotation of a GenBank genome assembly. Lineage: Eukaryota; Fungi; Glomeromycota; Glomeromycetes; Diversisporales; Gigasporaceae.
AUGUGUAGAAUAGCUAAAAUUUUUGAGCAAAAUCCUGAAAAAUACGCAAGUCACAAUCAUGUAAUAUUAGAAAAAGAUAAUUGGCUUGAGCCACUGGAAGAACCCAGAGAAGAACCAGAAGAUCUGGAAGAAGAACCAGAAAAUCUUCAGAGAGAAUUAGACGUAGGUAUAGAUGGGCCAACAAAUUGUUCAGAUAUUAAUAGUGUCACAGAACCUGUUUUAGUUAAAUGA